UUAUUCAACUGAAAUUCCAGAGUGGUUCAGCCAUCAGAACCUUGGGUCAUCUAUAAGAAUGCCAUUACCUUUGGAUCUGCAUGAUAAUAGUAGUUGGAUAGGGAUUGCUCUGUUUGCUAUUGUUUUAGUCCAUAAAAAUUUGAUCAGUCAAGAUUAUAAAGUUUUUAUCAAAUUUAAUUGUAGAUCAGACAUGGUUGAAGGUCCUGUAGGUAGACGUCCCUUGGUCUUUGACAUCUCUAAAUUCCUACCUGAUCCCUUUCGCCAUGCUAAUUCAUUUAGUUUUAAGUUCCUUGUUCGAGCUCGGCAACUUAGAGACCAUCUAAAGGAAUGCAGUUGGAUUAGCACUUUGAUUACGAGUGACAGCCCUCAUGUCCAAAUAAAGAUGUGUGGUGCCCGUGCAGUUUACAAGCAAGAUCUGAAAAAUUUUGUACAAGCUAAAGUCAAGAUCAAGCAAAGAACCAAAUGCCAGAUGGAUAAGGUGGAAUCUAGUCAGUCCAAUGACCGGCUUAAAGAAAAGCUAAUGUCAUUGCUUUUAACAGUGUAUCAGGGAGACUUGGCUCGAAACCAUAAAUAUGAUUAUGUCUUUCCUCAUAUGUCAGUUCCAGACUGGUUCAGUAAUCGAAGUUUUUGUUCCGACAUAAGAAUUAAACUGCCCAGCAAUUUGCAGCGUGAAGGGAGAUGGAUGGGAAUCGCUGUGUGUGCUUAUUAUACUGUGCAAGAGCGACCAGCAAUUUCUGGUGACAAUAAGGAUUUAACAAGUUUUCUCAACUUCUAUAAUCCUUUAGUUAGUCAUCGAGUUUGCCUCACUCGUCACAGGGUCUUUCAGGAAUCUAAAGACAUUUUUCUUGAGUCAUCCCAUCGAAUUUUGGUAUUUUAUAUACCACACGUGUUACUUCGGCUGGAAAAGUGUCGACAUAUCGGGGCUUCAUUUGAACACAAUAAACCAGAUGUGCAGGUUAAAGAGUGUGGACUCCGCCUUGUAUACGAGGAAGAUGUUGAAAAUUUUGUGCAAACAUUAGCCCAGUGCAUGUUAGAAAGUCCAGAUGCCGAGUGUUUUUAUCAAAAUUUGUUACAUCAAGUUGAGGAAAGGGUGGCAAGCAAAGAUUUUGGUUUCUCUUCCUCACUCCAAAGGAUGCCUCAACCCAUGCCCGUCCUUCAACCAAGUAUUGAAAAUAUAGCAGAGGGUUGUACCUCUUCGGCAACAAGUCCGAGCUCUUUUACUGGUUUUCUCGCAACAACUAGGAAAGAGCAAUAUGCAAUUAUUAUGUCAAGUGAAUCUUUGAUCAAAGCACGAUUAGAGAAAAACUUCGAUGAGGGUGAAAUAUUCAAUUGCUGUUUUGCUGAGCGUGAAAUCCCACUGUGGUUUUGUUACGAAAAUGAGCAGUCGAUGAAAGUCCCGCUAGCUCCAGAAUUUGUUAAUGAUCCUGAUUGGAUGGGAUUUGCAGCAUGUGGUCUUUUCUCAUUUAAUAGGCAUCCAACUGCUGUUCAUCAGAGACUGGGUUCAAUAGGAAUUGAAUCGCUCCAAUUCCGUUGUCUUUUGCGGACCAGCUCUUGUUAUCGGCGUUUAGUAUGCUAUGGAUUAUUGACUACGGACAACGAAUUAGUUACGUUAAAUCAACGUGCAUUCAUUUGGGUAAUGUUCAUCCCACGUACAACUCAUGCACAUUUAUGGAGUAAAAACACUUGGGCUGAGUUCCAGCUUGAAAGCUCAAUUCCAGAUUUGUCAGCACAGAGUUUUGGUAUCAGUCCUGUAUUCAGGCAUAACAUGGAAGAGUUAACGCAAUUACUGGUGCAAUGCUCUGCCCCGUUUGAUAGCCUCCUUGACUCCUGCGAUCCCCGGGUAUUCUACAAUAUGUGGGAAAAUUAUCCUGAGGUAUUCAUUGGAACCAAGAACUCUUAUGAGGACGUACACCCCCAAAGGUUAUUCAUUUCUCAGGAGGAGACUAGUGCAACUGCCCAAUAUUCUGAUGAGGAGUACUUAUACCCUGACAAUCAUUUCCGGUGCUUUCAUCCGUCCACUUUAUAUAAUUCUUGUUUUCCAACAAGAAGAACUCCAAUGUGGUUUGAUCAUCAUUGUUGUCUUGGGCACUCGGUGACAAUUGAGAUACCCCCAAAUUUGUAUGAAGACAAUAAUUGGUUGGGGCUCGCUCUAUAUGCUUCUAUUUUAAUUCCCAGAGAUCAAGAAAAUGCAGUUUCAACAAAUUCAUCUCACUUUCUAUACUGUCAAUUCCAAACGAGUAAAGCUAGUCUGGACAAUCAAAUCCUUGUUUGCCGCACCACUGAUGAAGAAAAAAACUGGUUAGAUCUACUAUUUGGACUCAUUUGGAUAUCCUACAUGCCUGGUGAGGCAUUGAAGGAUAUGCUGCAUCAAUGUGGCCACAUUAAGGCUUCAUUUGUAAGUGAUUGGCCAAGUGUGAUGGUGCAAAAAUGUGGGCUUCGUCUUUUGUACCAGCAUGAUCGGUUACAGUUUGAGCAACAACUAAAGCAUUGCAAUGCCUUCAUUUCUGCACAUCGGGAUUUCAAAUGUCAAAUUAGCAGUGGUGGCACUUGGUUAGAAAGAAUGGAAAGAUGUCUGCUAGUGGGUGACAAAGUUAGAUCUCUACUCAAUAAAUAUGACCGGCGCUUUGAUGGGCACUAUAAAUAUUCGUAUUGUUUCCCCCCAGUGGAAAUUUUAGAUUAUUUCAACCAUCGGAGUAAUGAGCCGUCAGUGAAAAUCGAUCUAUCCAAUGUUUUUUUCAAUGACAGCAAAUGGAUGGGACUUGUUCUAUGUGCUUAUUUUUCAAGUGACAAGCAUCAAACUGCAAUUAUUGAAAAUCCCAAAUCAUCAAUUUCUCACCACCUUAUUUGUAUUUUGGAAACGGACGUAGCUGGUCCAGAGCUAGGAAUCUAUGUCCAUCCCACCAUUAAAGAAGUAUUUACGUGGCUAGAUACUGAGGGUGGAUUUCUUUGGCUGUGCUAUAUUCCAUGUUGGCCGUUUCUAGAUAGGUUCAAUCAAUGCAGUUGCAUCAAGGCUUCAAUUAUAAGCGAUUGGCCAGGUAUCAUUGUGAAAAAAUGUGGGCUUAGUUUCUACCAUAUGCAUGAUAAUUGGUUUCAGGAAAUAAGAUAUCAUUGCAAUAUGCAAUUUGGGCAUCAAGAUUUAUUUGAUCAAUUAACAGCUAGUUAUAAAGCGAAAACUAGUAGAGCUGAUCAAUUCACAGCUAGUUAUAAAGCGAAAACUAGUAGAGCUAAGAAUCAGCUCUCCGAAAGCCACUUGCCGGUAAUUAAUAAAGGCUUUGAUCCAUCCUGUGACUACAAUUCUUGUUGCCCUCCAAUUGAAAUUCCGCAUUGGUUCCACAUACAAAGUGAUGAGUCCCACGUGACUUUCAGCCUAACUCGAAAAUUGAAUAAUAGAAGUACUUGGAUGGGAGUAGCUCUAUGUGCAGUUUUUUCAAUUAAUAAGGAUGUGGCUAACCUCAAUGACGUUAUGGAUUCAAAAUCUUCUUACAAACUUAUUUGUCACUUGAAAGCAAGUAAUGGCCUGAGUGUGAAACCUCGCCAUAUCUAUUGGCCAACAAAAGAAGAUAUCAUGAUGUCACUGCUAGGUGGAUUCACUUGGCUGACCUAUAUACCACGUGGGUCGUUUCCUGAUUGGCUAUAUGAUUGUGCCUCCAUUAAGUUUUCAUUUAAGACAAAUUGCCAUGGCUUGAAGGUGCAGAAGUGUGGCCUCCAUGUAUUGUCCCAGAAUUCUGUGGAAAAGUUCAAGAACUGCAUGAACUCCCAGUCUGAUAUUUCGGCCAUCCUUAAUCAAAAGAAGCUUGAGAAUGAAAAUAGAAAAAUGAGGUCUUUGAUUCGGAAUGAACUCGGCAAAAAUGACACACCGGGCUUUGAUCGAUGCAUUUCCUAUAAUCCCCGUUUGCCUUCAAGUGAAAUUUUGGAGUGGUUCAAUCAUCGGAGCUAUGAGCCCCGGUUGACAAUCCCUCUACCUCCAAAUUUGUACAAUGAUAGUGCUUGGAUGGGUUUGGUUCUAUGUGCUUAUUUUGCUAUGGAUGUGAAAACAACUGCCCACUUUGACAUUCCGGAUUCAGAUACUAAUUAUGACCUUAUUUAUCAUUUGGAAACCAAUGUUGGUAGUGUGAGACCUCUUGAUGGUUAUAGCCUGACUAAAGAAGAUCUCGUGAUGCUACAGGAAGGUGGAUGCAUUUUGCUAUCCUAUAUUGAGCGUGGGUCGUUUCAAAAUUAUCCGAAUCAAGUCACCAGCAUUAUGGCUUCAUUUGGAACUGACUGCCCAGGUUUGAAGGUGGAGAAAUGUGGCCUUCGUCUCUUGUACCAUUAUGAUUUGGAAGAGUUUGAGGAAACAAUAAGCCAUAGCAUGUACUCCUUGUCUGAAGAUUGGGAUCUCAUCCAUCAAUUGACAACUGAUGAUGUAAAUAGGGAGAAGCAAAAGCAUGAUGGUGUAGGAACAUCUAGUAGAACCUCCAGCUCUAGGAAAGAGUCUAAUUUUGGAAGUCAGAGGGGACCCAUUGAUCCUAAAGACAAGGGCAAGCGAGUUCUAGAAGAAUAAUUUCUCUUAUGGGGCUCUUCCUUCUGAAAUUAUUGGGUUGAGCUUGGAGUGGAAGGGACUGUCCUAAGGCUAAUCUAAUGGAUCCAUCUGACCCGAAGCAUGGAGGACUGUUUUGAAUGAAUGGGUCAGUUGAAAUCGGGUUUGAAAAGUCAAAAAAAUAUUCAGGGUGUUUGGACAGGUGGCAAGUUUAAUAGAGCUUCUAGGUUCUUGAUUGUGUAAAUUUGUUGGUAGAUGUGUAACAUUGGUAGUAUAUUUAUGUUUUCAGUUGUUGAUGUAAAUUUGUGUAAUUUUAUGUCUUUUCGAUGAGAUUUAUAAAUUUAAAUGUCUUUUUUUGUUAAGAGUAAAUUUGCAGAGAAGUGAAGGUGAGCUUUCUAGAAGCAUAUUGAUAUUAAAUAGACCUGUUAAUAUAAUAAAAAGCCUCAAUUUUUUAUCUUUAUGUUGUCGAGCAUAAAGUGCACAACCUAGCCCAUUAGGUUAUGCCAAUUUUUUAUUUUUAUUUUUUAAUCCUUCUGUUCAAUUUGAAUUUCUAUUAUAUAACAUUUGGGUUUUAUUUAUGUUCAAUCAAUUUCAAAUUGUGAAUUAAGAAUGGCAGAGAGGAAAUUUUAUAUAAGCUGAUAUUGAGCAUUUCCCACUGCAAUCAGGAGUACUUGUCCACCCUGUCUUGAUUUUCCCAAUUCAUGUGAAGGGGGCUGCUAGUAGCUUGAUGGUGCUGGUGAACUGGUUUAGUGCUUAGGCAGUUUCCUUUACAGUCAAUUUUCUUAUGAAAUGGAGUUCCUCAUACUUUUUUCAUCUACUCUGCAUAGAAUCCUAGAGGGGGAGAAGGCUACAAAUAAUUGAACAGACAAUAGCUGGAGAUACUAGAUCAUUGGAUUUUGUUUUGGCUCAAAUAUCAUCUUCAUUUGGUGCUGAGAAUUGAAGUUCAAACACGGCAAGAAGAGUUUAAACUAUCUGUUUUAUUAGCAAUUUUUUUGGGCACCAUGUAGAUUAAAUUUAUGGGCAAAAGAAGGAAGAUGAAAUGAAAAUUAUUUGUGGGUUGGACAAUAGACAGCAGAGACAAUUUUUAACAAGCAUAAAUAUGUAUGCUUGUGUUCAUGUAAAAGAACAUAGGGAUUACUACUUCUAUCCAAUUUUUGCAGAGUUUUCUGUUAUA
Messenger RNA from Quercus robur (English oak), 5690 nucleotides. RefSeq lists its product as uncharacterized. The transcript is spliced from 11 exons. NCBI's taxonomy places the organism in Eukaryota, Viridiplantae, Streptophyta, Magnoliopsida, Fagales, Fagaceae. The coding region runs from base 59 to 4540 and encodes 1493 amino acids. The record is from RefSeq and is a predicted model, not a curated record.